Messenger RNA from Arachis stenosperma, 1212 nucleotides. Its product is annotated as oligoribonuclease. The coding region runs from base 52 to 972 and encodes 306 amino acids. The transcript is spliced from 8 exons. The record is from RefSeq and is a predicted model, not a curated record. Gene Ontology annotation, molecular function: nucleic acid binding; 3'-5'-RNA exonuclease activity. Lineage: Eukaryota; Viridiplantae; Streptophyta; Magnoliopsida; Fabales; Fabaceae. Gene Ontology annotation, cellular component: mitochondrion.
CUGUUUCUAGAGAAAUAGUAUCUUACAAAAAUAUAAAACCAUCAAAAUUGAAUGCAGAGUGGAGAGCGUGAGAUAUUUUUUCUUUCCAAAUCAAGGUGCGUUUUUUUUUUCACUCUGCACUUGCAAACAAAGAAAAUGAGUGUCAGAAGAAGAAAAAUGGAGAAACUUGCAAACUCUUUUUCGGUGUUAGAACUUGACGCUGAUGAUAGCCAUGUUCACCCUCUUCCUCCUCCUUCCCCUUCCACUGCCACUCAUGGUCAUAGCGAUGAGAGAGUUAAUGGCAAUGGUGACACUUCUCUGGUAAAAAUUGAGAAACAAAAAAGCGAUAAGAGAGUUAAUGGCAACAAUGCUGACUCUUCAGUAGCGAAAGAUGAUGAACAAAACCAACUCAAUGUAGCGGCUCCUUUAUGUGAAUACAAGAUGCCUCUUGUUUGGAUUGACUUGGAAAUGACCGGUUUAAAUAUUGAAGUGGAUAGAAUACUGGAAAUUGCUUGUAUAAUUACAGAUGGAAAUUUAACCAAAUCAGUGGAGGGUCCGGAUUUGGUCAUCCACCAAAGUAAGGAGUGCCUUGACAGAAUGGGAGAAUGGUGUCAAAGUCAUCAUGCGGCCAGUGGUUUAACAAAAAAGGUGCUUAAAAGUACAAUUAGCGAAAGAGAAGCUGAAAAGCAGGUUAUUGAAUUUGUUAAGAGACAUCUUGGUUCAUACACCUACUCCCCUCUCUUGGCAGGAAACUCGGUUUACGUGGAUUUUCAAUUUCUAAAGAAAUACAUGCCGGAAUUGGCUGCUCUCUUCUCUCAUGUGCUUGUUGAUGUUAGUAGCGUUAAAGCUCUUUGCAUCCGCUGGUAUCCAAGGGAUCAGAAGAGAGCACCUUCAAAAGAAAACAAACACAGGGCCAUGGAUGACAUUAGAGAAAGCAUUGAGGAGCUUAGAUACUACAAAGCAAGUAUCUUCAAGCCUAAGUCCAAGAAGUGAUGGAGUUGAAAGCAGAAGGCACCAUUUGAAUAUUUAGAGGUGUUACAGGUAAACCUCACAAGAUUUUAGGGAUGUAACAACUGGCUCGUGAUUGUGGAUACAAUAUAUAUUUUUGCAACAGUUGUAUAAUCCCAUAAUAUUGAUUUUGCACGAGUAACGCUUGUAACUUUUUUUUCAACUCUUUUAAGUCAAUUCAUGUACAUUUAUUUAAAUGAGAAAAACGAAAUGUUUUAAUUUCAA